Molecule: messenger RNA, 1167 nt
Organism: Aspergillus clavatus NRRL 1
Lineage: Eukaryota; Fungi; Ascomycota; Eurotiomycetes; Eurotiales; Aspergillaceae
Product: putative integral membrane protein
Exons: 6
Coding region: 1-1167 (388 amino acids)
Source: RefSeq, a predicted model, not a curated record
AUGGGCCAUGGUAAUGACCGCAGCACCGAAGUCAUGGCCGUUGCGGCCGUCUUCAUGGCGGUGGCCUCGGUGACUGUGAUUCUGCGCUGCUAUGUUCGACUGUUAAUUGUGAAGGCAUUUGGCUGGGAUGACGCCGUCAUGGUGAUUGCGAUGUUAUUCUAUGCGAUGUUCUCCGGAUGUAUGAUCGGGGGUGCUCUCUACGGCACCGGGAAGAGGUUCGAGAUAUUGACGGCGCAUGAGCGCGUAACGGCCAUGAAGUAUUGGUGGUUCUGCGAGAUCGCCUACUGCUUCUCCUCCGUCGGCUGCAAGGUAUCGGUCUGCAUCUUCUUGCGUCGCAUCACCGUCAAACGCCUCCACAUCUGGAUCCUGUACAUCGUCAUCCUGCUUACCGUCGUCGCCGGUCUCGCCUUCAUGUUCAUCAUGUUGCUGCAGUGCAAGCCCCUCGAAUACUUUUGGACUCGGAAGGCGUUUGAUCCCAACAUCAAGGGUUCUUGUAUGGACAUGGAGAUCGUCAUCGCCAUGACAUACGUGUAUAGCGUCUUUGCCGCUCUGUGCGAUUUCACCGUGGGAAUUCUCCCCAUCUUCAUGGUUCGCAAGCUGCACAUGCGCCGCCAAACGAAGGUGGCCGUGAUUGGGAUCUUGAGCAUGGCUUGCAUUGCAUCGUCUGCAGUCAUCAUUAGAAUACCCUGGGUGCACACCUUCAAUGAUUGGGACUUCCUCUACGCGACUGUUGAAAUUGCGAUCUGGUCCAAUGUCGAAGUCGGGCUAGGAAUCUCCGCUGGCAGUCUGGCCACCCUUCGUCCACUUCUCCGCUUGCUUCGAGGUUCCAGCACCACGGACGAUUACAUGUCGCCUAUGCCCGGACAAUCCGCCUCGCGUCGCAUCGGUGUCAGCCGCGAACGUGCCCUUCCGCUAGGGUCAAUGGACACCGACGUUCAUGGUCGAUUUCGACCAGAUAAAUUAGUCACAACCGUGACCACCGUUCAUGCCCCCGAUGGCGCCUGGAGUGGCUCAAGUCAGAACAGUAGCGAGGAGCAGUUGAAUUUCGAUCGGUCAAGGUUACCACGAACCUCAGGAGGUGGGGAUGUUGGGUUGAGCAUCCAUCGCACCUUUGAGGUAACACAAACCUCGGAGGCGAAAUCAACCAGCGUGAGAGAACACGUAUAA